UGGUUUUUCAUAAUGACAUAUUCGAGAAGAUUACAAAUCCACGUCAUUCUAAAGAAGAUAUAUGUGGCACCUUAUCAGACAUAUGAUACUCUGCAAACAGUAGUACAGCUAGUUAGCAUCAGCAGGAAUUGAGUUGUAACAGUUUCAGUCAUGGCAUCCCUUUUUGGAGCGUCAUCGGCCUGCAAUUUCUCAUAUUUGCUGUCUCGUAACACCGAUUUGAAUUAUGUGAAAGGAGCACCUCUCGCUGCGUAUGAUUUCUCAGUUAGGGCACGUCACUUGCCACAAAUUGUGAAUGCUUUGCCAAAAUUACAAUUGUUUAGCCACACUUUUCCCUUUAAAUCCUCUAAAGCGUCGGCACUCGCUCUCAAAAGCAUUAGAUUUCCAGGCAUUGCGUUUGCGGCAGCAGUGACAGAGAAAAGUAUUCACGAUUUUACCGUCAAGGAUAUUGAUGGGAGCGAGGUUUCUCUAAGCAAGUACAAGGGAAAGGUUCUCUUGGCUGUUAACGUUGCUUCUAGAUGCGGUUUAACUAGUUCCAAUUACACAGAGCUAUCACAUCUCUAUGAGAAGUACAAAACCCAAGGGUUUGAAAUCUUAGCAUUUCCUUGCAAUCAAUUUGGAGGGCAAGAGCCUGGUAAGAACACAGAGAUAAAGGAGUUUGCAUGCACCCGUUUCAAAGCAGAAUUCCCCAUAUUUGACAAGGUUGACGUGAAUGGCCCAAAUACAACUCCAGUUUACAAGUUUUUGAAAUCAAGUAAGGGCGGAUUUUUAGGUGAACUUAUAAAGUGGAACUUCGAGAAAUUCUUGAUAGACAGGAGUGGGGAGGUUGUCGAGAGAUAUCCUCCAACAACUUCUCCAUUUCAAAUUGAGAAGGACAUUCAGAAGCUGCUUGCUGCAUGAUCUUAAUGUUAUCAGGUGCCAGCUGUUCCAAGAUUGAUCGAGUUUGUUUGCAACAUGAAGUUAAUUAUCUGCUAGUGAAAGUAUAAUUGUUAAGGAAUAUCAAAUAAAGUAUUUAUCAGAGCAAGAGGUUCUCUGAACGUUCACUCGAACAUUUAAAUGCAUACCCCGGUUAAGUAAUGAUUAUCAAAUUAAUAUGAAUCAGAGUUUUCAGGUGCAUACUAAAUUUAAAAUGAUUGGUAUAAAGUGUAUAUUGUAUAACAGUAAGGUCUGAUAAAUUCAAUACAAAUGAAAUAAUAUAAAGAAUUUUUUUUUA
This is a messenger RNA of Cryptomeria japonica (Japanese cedar), 1210 nucleotides long. Its product is annotated as probable phospholipid hydroperoxide glutathione peroxidase. Bases 151 to 897 code for a protein of 248 amino acids. The transcript has 6 exons. NCBI's taxonomy places the organism in Eukaryota, Viridiplantae, Streptophyta, Pinopsida, Cupressales, Cupressaceae. The record is from RefSeq and is a predicted model, not a curated record. Gene Ontology annotation, biological process: response to oxidative stress. Gene Ontology annotation, molecular function: glutathione peroxidase activity.